AUGUUUACAGAAGAUACAAGACAGCUACAAUUCAAAACAGAAAACAGAAGAAUUGAAACAAGAAAUAAAGUAUUAGCAUGGAAAUAUUACUUAAAUGUCUUCAAUGGAAUUUUCUUGGCUCUGGGUAUUAUGCUUUUGACAUUUGGCUUGUGGCUUUUAUUUGACAGAAACAAUUUAUUCAGUGUGUUGUUUUCUUCAGGUGAGAACCAACCAGUGUCAUGUAUUUCUUUUAUAUUACUUGGAGCUGGAGCUCUUAUUACUUUUACAUCAGCCAUGGGAUUCCUUGGAAGUGUUCAGGAAAUCAAAAGUCUACUAGUUACAUAUAUGUGUUUUCAAGUCAUGGUAUUUGUCACCCAGAUCACAAUACCAGUGCUGGUAUUUCUGAAGAAAGAAGUGGUCCAUCAUCAGUGGAACAACAGAAUUGAUGAAGUUAUUUCUGAAUAUGGGAAUAAGAGUCUGGUUGAGAAGGAACUCGAGUGGAACAUUCUGAAUGCUGUGCAGCACAAUAUGGAAUGCUGUGGAAGAUAUGAUGUCACACAGUGGGAAAAGAAUAAAAACAAGGAAAGUAGUACUCAGAUCCCAUGUUCAUGCACCAAGUCUAGUCUGAAGGAAUGGUUUUGCGAUGUCCCAAGGAAUUCAACAUACAGUAUGGGAUGUGAAGAAUAUUUAGACACAUGGUUUGAAAAUAAUGUUUUGACCUUAACUGGAAUUAAUAUCAGCCUGCUAAUUACACAGAUAUUUAUGAUCAAGCUAACCAUGCAGCUAUUAAGAAACAUCAGAAAGAAUAAUAUUUGGCCAGAUGAAUGAUGAAC
Messenger RNA from Cygnus atratus (black swan), 812 nucleotides. It is a transcript of the gene TSPAN19, whose product is annotated as tetraspanin 19. The coding region runs from base 1 to 807 and encodes 268 amino acids. Gene Ontology annotation, cellular component: membrane. Lineage: Eukaryota; Metazoa; Chordata; Aves; Anseriformes; Anatidae. The record is from RefSeq and is a predicted model, not a curated record. The transcript has 9 exons.